ACUGCCCAAAAAUGGGAAGCGUUAGCAAAGAAGGUACGAUGAAACAAUGGUGGAAUUCGUGAUUGAAAAUGAAGAAUGUUUAAACAAUCGCCUGAGAAAAGAUGCCGAACUUGAUGUUGUUACCGAAACACAUAAUCCUCGUCCGACAUGGUGAGUCCGAAGGCAACAAAGACCCCUCGGCCUACACGACUACCCCCGAUCACAAGAUCUCCUUAACCGAACAUGGCCGAGCCCAAGCCCGACUCGCCGGUUCCCGGCUCCGGGACCUCAUUUCGGACAAUGGGUCUUCCCAUGAUUGGCGGGUUUACUUCUACGUAUCUCCUUACGAGCGCACCCGAUCCACGCUACGGGAGAUUGGGAAAUCGUUCUCGAAGAAAAGGGUGAUUGGGGUGAGGGAAGAGUGUAGGAUUAGGGAACAAGAUUUCGGGAAUUUUCAGGUGGAGGAAAGGAUGAGGAUUACAAAACAAACAAGGGAAAAAUUUGGGAGGUUUUUUUAUAGGUUCCUUGAAGGUGAAUCUGCUGCAGAUGUUUUUGAUCGAGUUUCCAGUUUUCUUGAAUCUCUUUGGAGAGAUAUAGACUUGAAUAGGCUUGGAAAUGAUCCUUCUCAAGAAUUGAAUCUGAUAAUAAUCUCACACGGUUUAGCCUCUCGGGUGUUUUUAAUGAAGUGGUUCAGAUGGACGGUUGAGCAAUUCGAGCAGCUAUAUAAUCCAGGCAAUUGCGAGAUUCGAGUUAUGGAGUUGGGACCUGGUGGAGAGUAUAGCUUGGCGAUCCAUCAUACUGAUGAAGAGUUGAGAGGAUGGGGACUCUCUGACGAAAUGAUAGAAGACCAGAAAUGGCGAAUUAAGGCUGACAGAACCAAUUUGCAUGGUCAUUGUAAAGGGUAUCUUAAUUCGUUUUUUGACCAAGAAUUAGACUCAGAUGAAGAUAUCAAAGAAGGAGAUAUUGUUUCAGAUAAUGAAUUCGAAGAUGUCAAAGAAGAUAUUGAUUCAGAUAAUGAUUACAAAGACAUUUGUGUACCAAAUUCUUAAAGAGUUCAAAAGCUGUCAUAAACUACCUGUUGGAAAGCCUGAUUAUUUGUAAAUAGCUAAUUUGUUAGUCUUUUUUUUUUUAUUUUAGAAUUCCACCAUUAUUUUUUGUUUGAGAUAAAGAAGAUGCCAAAUUGAAGUUUCAACAUCAGCUAGCACUGGGAACCGAGUUAUCUCCAUAACCAGCUGCUUACAAAGAACAAACCAGAAGACCCAAUUGCAGGCAUGACUGCUUCCUAUCCUUUGAUGGUGCAGAAGCUAUGUUAUUCGAUCUCAGGUGUUGUCUGAUACGAGUAUAUGCCUGACACGGAUAUGUUCAUUUUUUUCAAAUUUUCCAUGUAUUUCAAAGGUCGUUGGAAGUUCAUAUCACUAUAUCCAAAUCCGGGUAUGCAUCGGAUACAGAUAAUUGAAGAAAAAUGAAGAGUAAGAAUAACAGAGUGCAGAUAAUUGAGCUUGAUAUAGCUGAUGCAGUACCGGGAGAAGGUAACCGAUCUGUAGCAUGAUGAGAACUAUGGGCGCAUGUUACACUUUUCAUUACAUAUGAUUGUUUUAGAAUCUGUUCUUUGUAUGGAAUGAAGGGAAUUUUAAUUCAUUCCAUUGAUUCUUUUGCCUGUAAGAAGUGAAAAUUAUUUUGAGAGAAAUACUUCUAUUUUCUUAUGAG
Molecule: messenger RNA, 1686 nt
Organism: Hibiscus syriacus
Lineage: Eukaryota; Viridiplantae; Streptophyta; Magnoliopsida; Malvales; Malvaceae
Product: phosphoglycerate mutase-like protein AT74
Exons: 3
Coding region: 102-1028 (308 amino acids)
Molecular function (GO): phosphatase activity
Source: RefSeq, a predicted model, not a curated record